Molecule: messenger RNA, 3854 nt
Organism: Myiozetetes cayanensis
Lineage: Eukaryota; Metazoa; Chordata; Aves; Passeriformes; Tyrannidae
Gene: RASSF5
Product: Ras association domain family member 5
Exons: 5
Coding region: 215-1015 (266 amino acids)
Biological process (GO): signal transduction
Cellular component (GO): nucleus
Source: RefSeq, a predicted model, not a curated record
GAGGGAAGGGAAGGGUUACCCGGCACGGCUGCCUGUUAAAGAGGAAUAGCUCGGCUGGCUCCGGAGGAUGAGCAGAAGGAGCUGCUGCAGAUAAAGCACCGGCGAGCCGAGGAUGUGAGCGCGGGCUUGCAGCGGGGACCCCGAUGGUCGCCGGCCCCCCGAGCCCCCCGGCGACCCCCGUGCGCCCUCAGCCUCUCUCCUCUGCCGGGCUUCGAUGACCAUCGGCAGCAGCAUGAGCAGCGGGUACUGCAGUUUGGAUGAAGACCUCGAGGAUUGCUUUUUCACGGCAAAAACCUCUUUUUUCCGCAGCGCGCAGAGCAAGGUCCCUGCCAAGAAUGUAACACAAACAGUAGAAGAAGAAAAGCCUGAGCCUCCGACUGUCCAGGAGAUCAAACAGAGGAUUGAAAAGUACAACGCAAAGGUCACCAACUGCCUGUUGAUGAAGCUGAACGACGAUGGGACAUACACAGGUUUCAUCAAAGUGCACUUGAAGCUGCGCCGGCCCGUGACGGUGCCGGCCGGGAUCCGGCCCCAGUCCAUCUACGAUGCCCUCAGGGAGGUGAACCUGGCUGACAUGACGGACAAGAGGACCUCCUUCUACCUGCCCCUGGACGCCAUCAAGCAGCUCCACAUCAGCAGCACGACCACGGUGAGCGAGGUGAUCCAGGGGCUCCUGAAGAAGUUCAUGGUGGUGGAUAAUCCCCAGAAGUUUGCACUUUUCAAGGAGAUGCGGAAGGACGGGCAAGUGCUCUUCCAGAAGCUCCCUCUCACCGAGUACCCCCUGUACCUCCGGCUGCUGGCAGGCCCUGACACAGACGCGCUGAGUUUUGUGCUGAAGGAAAAUGAAACAGGGGAAGUUGAGUGGGAUGCCUUCUCCAUCCCAGAGCUUCAGAACUUCCUGAUGAUCCUGGACAAAGAAGAAAAGGACAAAAUCCAGCAAGUGCACAGGAAGUACGAGAGGUUUAAACAGAGACUGCAACAGACCUUGAAAGAAGCCAGAGGUAAACCUGGAUAACCUUCAGGAGGCACCAGGCACCGGACUAAGCUAGAUACUGUUUUUAAAUGAAAAGACACUUCUCAGGACACCUUAGUCACUCUCCCUUUUCAUCCUUCCAUUAAGGACUGGCUCCCAGCACCCCUAAAGUGAUCCUAUUGCAUUUUCUUCUUCUGAAACCUCUUAUCCCAGGACCAGAGCCAGUCCAAGAACGGGAAGCCUGUUUUAAAGCAGGUCGACGAACCAAACACAGCUGCUGGUUGGCUUUUCAGCUGCACCAUCCCAUGGAGAGGCUCCGUGGAAAAUCCUCGGUGUUAAACCCCACAGGAACAUCUCCUGGCUAAAUGUUUUGAGCAGGGCAAGACUUGCUGUUUGUGGUCCUCCCUCAGCCUGGCUUGUUCCUGUUCAGAGGUGCUCCAGCCCACGUGGCCCAGUUCUGGUUUUGCAAGGAGAGCACAGGAAGCAGCAGAUAAAGGGUUGGAGGUUGUUGCACCAAAUCAUGUGGGUGUUGCAGCUGUAACCAGUGCUGGAUGGACUUGUUCAGGGCUAAGGUAGCCAGGGAAGUGCCAAGUUAUGACACCCAGGCAGCUGCAACACCCAAACAGGCUGUUAGUAAGGAUUAUUGAGACUUGGUAAUAUUAGUUCCUGGAAAAGUCGUUCGUUUUGAUUCUGUUUGACUUCUACUUUUGCAAAGGUGAAUUAAAGCAAAUACCCCUGAUGCUUAGCUGAGUUAAGCCAGUGUUUUAUGAGUUUCCUGCUCUGUAGGAAUUGGGAACCUAUGUUUUAGGAAAUUCUGUUUGAAAAGUGUAAGGAUGACGGUUGGGGCAUAGGCUGAUGGUUCAGUAUGGAAUGUUUAGCAAUACAUCUCCAGCAGGCUAACCCAGGAAAGCUCAAAACCCCUUCACAGUUCAGACUGAUUUUGAGCUGUGAACAGGUCUGGCAGCGAGGCAGAGGAGCUCCAACCAGGCCUGGGGUGUGGAGGUGGCACCAAGAGCGUGUGAGAAAGCCUUAAGACCAGGAGUAAGGGAACUAUUGGCCUCAGAUGCUUUCUGCUCACCCCUCAUCCCGUCCUUCCUCCUUGCCAUCCCUCCUGGCACUGCUGUCCAUGACACCCCAUCCCUGUGCCCCUCUGGGUCCUGUUCUCUCAGUCGGUGCUCACCCAGGGAGGUUCCAGGUUCUGCUCUCUCCGUGCAGUUCGGAGAGGACAGCAGGUCUCUCUCCCAAUCUCAGGGCUCCCACUGGAUGCACACACUGAGCAUCCCUCAGAGAAUUCCUCGAGCUGGAGCCUCAGUUCCUGCCCUCACUCUGACCAGAGUCCUGCUGGUGCUGGUGCCACGGCCGGGCAGCUCCAGGGAUUCCAGUGGGACAGGAUGGGCCCCACGUUUACUCUGUGCUUCCUCCCAAGCACGCUGCACACAGCCAGGGCCAGCCCUCCCUCUGUUUACACAGGACACCACAACAAGGCGUGGGGAAAAGGGAAUGUCAGCGCUGCUGGAUUGGGAUGGAGCAUGGCAAAGGGUUUCCUGUUGACUUGGUGAACAAAGUGUCCCUUUGAGCUCGUGGGCUGCUCUGAUCCCACCUGCAUCGAGCGGGAGGGGAGGCAACAGGUUAUUGGGUAACGUGGAGGAGUCUAAAAUUUACCUCAGUGCCUUUAUUUUUUCUCCCUAAAGUGUGAAAACUUUGCAUUUGGGCUAAGGAGGAACCUGGAAGGGGCUUCUGGCAAGAGGCCUCGUCGCUCCUGCCCCCCCCAGAUACCCAAAGUACUGGUGUGAUGAGGCUGCUUUCGUGUGUAGAGGGACGAGGAACGGUUUUGUUUCUUUCUGGAAGGUGACUGCUUGGGAUUUUGGUUUUUUCUUUUCCAGAUUUAGAGAGUAUGUUUGUUUGUAAACCAUGUGAGAGUAAACUGAGAGUAACUGCAUCUCUUAAAGCCGCUUUCUGCAGCUCCUGUUUUGGUCAGUGGUGAGAGGGUUUUGCUCCCAGGGCAGGAAGGGCCUCCAGCUGUACUGUACUCUACACCCAAUGACCUUUAACAACGUGGUGGCAGCCACAGAGCAGCAAUUUCCAUGCUCUGGGGCUGUUUGUCCAGUUACAAGAAGACUUAUUACUUCACUCUUCACUCGUGAAGCAACUUAAAUAACAUUUUAUCUAGUGCUUUUGAGUCUUGAAAGCACCAUAUAAAUACUUCUGUUCCAUCAAAGGGAAAAACACUGUAAAAAAAAAAAUGCCAUUGGUUCUGAGAAGUAAGAUCCACACGCUUGGAUUUAAAACCGUUUUUAAAUCCCUUUUCUUUCUGGCUGAAAGUUGUGCAGAUUUCUUUUUUUUUCUUUGUUGUUGUUGUUGUUUUUCUACCAGUUUUGGUGACUGCCCCCCCUCUCCCUCCCUGGCCCCCAGCAUGUCUUUGACAGUUUGUAGAAGGCAUGGCUUCUUAUGCAAUCACUGUGGAUGCUGCUGAAAACCUCCUGCCAAGAGGAGGGCUCUUUCUUUUGGGUUCUUUUUCGACAUAAAGGGGUGUCUGAUAGGUCAGUUGAGCUGGUUUUUAGAAGUAUUUGCCCCUUCUCUGCUCAAAAUACUGUUGGCAGUGCCUUUGGUUAGUAAUUGUCUUGCCUAGGUCGUGUGAGUUUAUUUUUCAUGUCUACUGUAAAACAUGUAAAAUACUGUGUAUAGGAUGGAAUAGUAAAGCUUCUAUGGCAAAGUGAAAUGCAUUUUUGCAAUGCUGUAAUUUAUUUUUACUACUCCCUAGUAAUUCUAUGGCAUUUUUAAAAAAUGUCUCACUUUCAGCUUUUUUUGAAGGUUCUGAAACUACUUGUUCAUAUGCAGACAGUGUAAGAGACAAUAAUAAAACUGUCAGUGAUUAAAGAAA